AUGGGUGUCAAUGGACUGUGGCAUCUAGUACAACCAGCUGGCCGACCCAUCACUUUCGAUGACCUGGCUGACAAGGUGGUGGCGAUUGACAUCAGCAGUUGGGUGUACCAAUACAUGAAAGCCAUGCGCGACCAGGACGGUGAGGUCAUCAAGAACGCUCACCUGUUGGGUCUGUUCCGGCGACUGUGCAUCCUGCUGUACCAUGGGGUUAAGCCCAUCAUAGUCUUCGACGGUGCUGCCCCGGCCCUAAAGCUGCGCACUCUGAGCAAACGAAAGCAAUUCCGAGACAGAUCGCAGGAUACUCUGAGGAAGACAGCUGAGCGGCUCUUCCAAAGUCAGAUGAGAAUCCAUGCGCUGUCGACUCUCGCGGGCAAAGAAGUAGACGUAGCGUCGCUUUACAAGAAACCCAAUCAAACGGAGGAUGACAUGUUUAUUCCAGCCGAAGACGCAAAGGUCGACGGCUCCGUUGUAAUACAUGAGCAAAGUGCAGAGGAAAUUGCGAAAGAAGCUGAACUCGCAAGAGCCAAAGAACAGCAGACCAUGGACAGCGACAGCGACAGCGAUGACCAUGACCAUGCGCAGCAGAGACCUCCGCAACAGCAGCAGCACCCGCAUACGCACUGGCAACCAUUGGACAGUGUACAAGCAGACACAGCGCAACCAACCGCCGCAGGUGAGGGGACUGACGACGCCGAUGCCUAUAUGCAGCGAGAACAGUUUCUGUCAAAAUUUCUUAUGGUGGAUGUUACGAAGUUCGACGUGACGUCUGAGCAGUUUCUGGCGUUACCUGCUGACAUCCAGCACGAGAUAUUGGUGGAGGUGCAGGAGAGGCAGAAGCAUUGGACUCGCUUUAAUAAGGAAAAGGCAUCGCAUGAGAUGUCCAAAGACGCCACGUCGUACAGUGAUAUGCAAAUACAGCGGUUGCUGAAGAAGAAUCACAUUUCUAGGCAGAUCGAUGAUGUCCGCGCGAGGCUGCAAUAUGUCAACGACGAGUCAGGAGUAGGAUCAAGACGGGUAGCGGGAGAUGCCGACACCGAGUUUGUUCUGCAAUAUUUCAAAGAGGAUAACGAUGAUGGUGAAACGGAAAUGAAACAAAUUGCGGGGCCUCGGAAUGUGCCUCGCAUCGCCAAUACUGCAACGCCGCCACCCGGAAGUGUGCCAGUGACUGUCCAGGUGCCUAUCAAAGUGCUGGAUGGCAUUGAGACUGACGGUGAUAGCGAUGACGACCUGUUUCCUGCAUCCAUGUUUGAUCCCUCUCACCCAAGCAACUUCACCAUGGAUGAUCCCGACAUCGCAGAUGAUGAUCAAGUGCUGGAGACCGGCAAAGCAACCGCCUCGAACGAAGGCGACGAAGACGCACAACUGCAGAUGGCCAUAGCCAUGUCACUUGGACAGCCAGUACAAGCAGUAGAGCACACUGCCACAACAGCACACAGCAGCAGAACACACACAGCAAUGCACACACAGGGCCCAACUGCAAACGCACUCGGCACACGCAUUGCCCCACCGUCCUCACCAGACAAUGGCACAGACGAUGAGUUGCAGAUGGCCCUCGCUCUGUCUCUCCAACAAGCGCAAUCCCCCAGUCACGCUACUGGUGAGCUAAAGCGGACAGACAGCGCUGAACAGUUGCAACAGGCGUUGGCGCUGUCGAGAGAAGAGAUGAACAAGCCAAGAAUCAAUAGGGACCCGAUUCAGACUAGCAGCCACAAGCUAGUCAAGAUCCCCUCCGGUAAAGGCAAAGCCAAGGCUGAUGAACCAACUGCCUUCGCGUCAAUCACAGUAACAAAUUUGCCAACUACCAAUGGCGAAGGGUCUAGUCGGAGACUGACGUCGUCGCCAUUCGCCAUGCAAAGAAGUACGAUGCCAUCAGUCAAACAUCCUGUGCCUGUCAACGGCGAGAGCAGCUCGUCGAAAUCAAUGAUUUGUAUUCCUUCAGCACAGAGCGGUAGUAAUACAAUACAGAGUGGCACCGUUACACCGACACGGCCAAUGGCACUUGCGCACCCCUCAAGUGCAGCGUCUAUACAAAGCACCGGCGGCCCUUCCAAACACCUGACUAGCUCACCAUUUGCGAUUCCGUUUCCCGAACGUGACACUCUUGCACCGAAUUCUACGACCAGUGGAAACAAAGGGAACGACCGCAUCACAACAGCAUCUGGCUACAGUAGGGAACAUUGGAAUACAAAGUCGUCUGAAAGAGGCGAAAUGGUCGGCAGUUCGGUUGCCACGGCAAGCAUCGCGGACAAAUCUGAGCAGGAUGUCACACAUGUCGAAAUGGCAGCGAAAGCAACACCAUCUAUUGCUGAUGCGACGAAUACAAAUUUUCAAGGCGAUUACAAGCGCAUGCAGCAACAGACUGAAAACAAGACGAACCAACAAGCACAUACAACACAGAAGGCAUUGCCCAUGACACAUAACACCCACAACACAGGACAUACCGACCAGCCAACAGAACCGAUGACACGCACGACAGAACAAGACACACGCGCGACAGACGGGCAGACGAGCGACGCCGUCAGUGAGGCGUAUGGCGACAUCGACGACGACGAUGAUGCAGCAGUCACUGAGGCGCAUGCGGGCUUUGAUUAUUUGUUGAAUGGCGACACCAAUGCGGACGACGAUGCGUUGCUCAACGAACAGUUUGGAUUCUUCAUCGACAGUGACGACGAGAAACAGAAGCAGAAGGACAAGGCCAACCACACGCUGAGUGAUACCACGGGCAAUGGGAGCCAAUACAGGGGGUGCGAUGAUGCACAGGAAAGUGAAUGGGGAAGGCAAGGGCAGGACAAUGCUGGUCAGAUACAGUCAUCGGAAAUAAAUAUAACAAAUGCUGGAAUAUAUAAUGUUUUACCCGAACGAAAAGGGAGCAGUGGACCUACACAAUCAGACGACAUCUCCAAAAAAGAAUACGUACGUGUUACGAAUAUAAAGGCGAAUACGCAUACUGAGGACGUCAUCACAGACACCGCAACUGGUCAUGAGAGCGAAGACAAUGCCACUACAGCGCUGGGGGCCCCAUCGCCUUCUACGAACAGUAGAGGCGCAUCUGACAGUGCGACCAACCCAUCGCCACCACACGCGACAACACCACCAGCAGAUGUGCACAAGAAAGUAGACGCCUCUAUGGGACAUUGGCCAACUCACGAAGAGAUGCGCGCAGAUGAUCAAAUGGACAUGGAUUUAACCAACGACAGUCCUUCCCAAACACACGAGGCGUCCCGCCCACCCCUCCCACAGGAUCAGCCACAAGUGCAGGUGGAUGGGGUGCCCAUACACGUCGACGAUGCCCAUAAAUACACCAGAACAGAUGGGCAGAAGCAUAUCAGAGGCAGCCAUGGGCCACGAGGCGGUGCAAACGACACCGACCCCUUCACAGACAUAGACAGUCUCUACGGCGCAACCACAGACGACGAUGCCAUGCGCAACACCGACAACGCCUUGGGCGAUCAAAGCGAAAUGGAUGCAGAUGGUGGGCUGUUUGCUGAGGACAGUGAUGAUGAUGCAAUGGACGGCAUCAUCGGGAUGAUCAACAUGGACGACAUCGAAGGAAUCCAGGGCCAACUGCGACAGGAGUGGAAACAAAUUCGGAAAGAGAAGCGUGCGGCCAAACGCGAUGCAUCGCAAGUGACGGAAGACAUAUACUCGGAUUCCAAGACACUGCUCAAACUCUUCGGAGUGCCGUGGAUUGACAGUCCAUCUGAGGCGGAAGCGCAAUGUGCUGAGCUAGAUCGACUCGGACUUUGCGCUGGUUCCAUUACAGAAGACAGUGAUAUAUUCCUAUUUGGCGCCCGAACAGUGUACAAGAACAUGUUCAGCCUCAGUAAUACUGCGGAGCUGUACCAGAUCAACGACAUUGAACGCAUGCUGAAUCUGUCCCGCACAGACCUAAUUAAUGUGGCGCUGUGCAGUGGAUCAGACUACACAGAAGGCAUUCGUGGAGUGGGGCCGGUGACGUCUAUUGAAAUCAUCAGCGAAUUUGGCGGAAGCUAUGGUGACGACGACGAUGACGAUGACGAUGAAAAGGGUACGCAAAUUGGAAUGACUGGCACGUGUGUGGACCCUCUGGUGCAGUUCAGAGACUGGUACGAACUUAAUAGGCUAGUGCCUGUACACAAGGAUGAGGCAGAGACGGCUUUCAGGAGGAAAUUGCGUAUGGCUAAGGUGCCUCUGAUGCUCCCGCGGGGCUUUCCUGAUCCAGAGGUUCGCAAGGCUUACACUCAUCCAGCAGUGGACACCAGUACAGAAUCCUUCGAGUUUGGCGACCCUGACAUAGACAAGCUGCGUGAGUAUGCAUCGGCCAUGUUCAAUUGGGAUUAUGAGCGUACAGACGAGAUGCUACUGCCAGUGGUGAGGCGGCGGAUGAACCCCGACAAGCAGCAACGUAGACAGCCUACGCUGCACGCCUACUUUGCGCCCCAGGCGCAGUCGGCCAACCGCAGCAUCGAAAGCAAGCGCGUGAAGACAGCCAUCAGCCUGCAGAGGAAGAAGAAGGUGCUUGAAGCAACUAAGAAGAGGAACAAGAAGAUUCGGAAGAAGCAAAUGGAAUACAGACCUAAGAAGAGGAAGGCCACUUCUCAUGAGAGCACUGACGGAACAACCGCAUCCACUGGCAAGGCCGCGAAAGUAGUUGGCACAUCCAAGGCUACGCGAAGUGUGACUCGCGAAUCCUGAAAUGUGCAUAUCCAUUCAUCAGCCAGAGGUGUAUGAUUCAGGACGAGACGAAACAUUCGUAAACAAUUGUUCUGGCCAUCAAAUGAAAAGAUUGGAGAAACAGAGCUAUUCAGCUCAGAUUCAUACCCUUGGACUAACAGAAAUCGAAAUAAACUACUUUACAUCAUGA
Molecule: messenger RNA, 4843 nt
Organism: Sphaeroforma arctica JP610
Lineage: Eukaryota; Ichthyosporea; Ichthyophonida
Exons: 23
Coding region: 1-4674 (1557 amino acids)
Biological process (GO): nucleotide-excision repair
Cellular component (GO): nucleus
Molecular function (GO): single-stranded DNA binding; DNA endonuclease activity
Source: RefSeq, a predicted model, not a curated record